Molecule: messenger RNA, 1017 nt
Organism: Coffea arabica (coffee)
Lineage: Eukaryota; Viridiplantae; Streptophyta; Magnoliopsida; Gentianales; Rubiaceae
Source: RefSeq, a predicted model, not a curated record
AUGGCUGUCAUGGAACCAGCAAAAAUAGCUCCAACAACUAAAGCAGCUCAGUUCGAGAAGAUAAAAAGAGGAGCUGUGCUGGGCGAUUUGGUCCUAGAAGUACACAAUGCCAGAGAAAAAUGCAUAGUAGAUGACAGUGUAAGGUGCAGGGAAUCCCUUAACAAUUUUCCAAUUGAAGGAGAUCUUAAGGAUGGAAGGGUCAAAUCGAGGAGAAGGGAAGGGAUGAUGGUCCAGAAAGUGAGUGAGCUAGUUAGGGACGGGAGAUGGGAUAGGGAGCUGAUCAAGCAAGUCUUUGAGAAGGAGGAAGGGAGGAACAUACUGAGAAUCCCGCUUGGGGUACAACCUCUAAAGGAUAGAAUAUAUUGGAAUUUCUCUCCUACAGGUAUGUACACAGUUAAGUCAGGGUAUAGAUUGGCUAAGAAAAGGAGAAGGAGGGGGUGGCAGGGCAAGGCAGAUGCUGGAUCUAGUUGUUCGAGGGUGGGAACUAACCUGAGCUGGACUUUUCUGUGGGGCUUGAAUAUGAAGCAUAAGUUGAAGCAUUUCAUUUGGAAAUGCUUGCAUGGGGUGCUGCCAGUGAAUGCUGUGGUCAGAGAGAGGUGCUCGAAAGGUGAUCCUAUGUGUAUAAGCUGCGGGGAGAGCACGGAAACUAUUGAACAUUGCUUGUUUCUAUGUCAUCACGCCAAGGCUGUAUGGAAGAUUGCGCCUCUGAGUUGGGAUGGUUUAGAGAUGUUUUCAAACAGUUUCUGGCAUUGGUGGGAGGAAUUAAAGGGGGCGGCAAAGGAGGAAAAUGGGAGGGAGCGUAUUAUCUUGUCUGUCAAUUUGCUGUGGCAAAUCUGGAAGUCUAGGAAUGCUAGGCAGUUUGAUGAGAAUCAUGGAGACCCAAGGAUGGUAGUAGAGAAAGCACUAAGGGAGUGGAGGGAGUAUCAGGAAACUCAGGAAGAAGUGAGAGGAACUGGUGAAAGUCAGGCGAGGAAAGAUGAAGCAGUGUUAGGUUGGAGGAGGCCAAGGGCUGGUUAG